Molecule: messenger RNA, 5605 nt
Organism: Sitodiplosis mosellana (orange wheat blossom midge)
Lineage: Eukaryota; Metazoa; Arthropoda; Insecta; Diptera; Cecidomyiidae
Product: histone-lysine N-methyltransferase PR-Set7-like
Exons: 6
Coding region: 3186-5102 (638 amino acids)
Molecular function (GO): histone H4K20 methyltransferase activity; protein binding
Source: RefSeq, a predicted model, not a curated record
GAUGCGCAGCCAUAUUGAAUUCGCUUCAGCACGACAUACACACAGGCCAGAGUGAGAGACUGAGUGAGAUUCGUAAUGUAAAGGUUUUUUUUUCUUUCAAUUUUUAUCAUUCGUCGUAUACAUCGAAUUGCUUGUGUGUGGCUUAAAACCAUUGUGCGUUGAGAAGCAGCGUUUUGUGCCGCCAAACAAAACGAUUUGCAAAACAAUUAUUGAGAAAUUAAAAACGAUUGUGUUCAUUUAACAACACAUCAAAAUAAUUUUAAGGAGAAAAAAAAAUCAAAUCAUCGACGAAAAAAGUUAAAUCUCAUUCAAACAACCAAAUUUUCUGUUGUUCGAAAAGUGAACUCGUGUGUGAGAAGAGAAGAAAAAAAAGUUGCGUGCAUGUUGGAUGAACAACAAUAUUUUAAUUGUGACUGAAUGGCAUUGAAUCGGAAAUGAAAAAGAUUGCAACAAAACUGGGAAAAGCGAAUUUAAUCCAAAAUCAGGUAAUUAAUAUUUUACAUUUGUUUUUUUUUUGUUUUUUUAGUUUUUUUUUUCAACGAAUGUUCUGUUCAAAGUGAGAAAUAAGAAUCUAAUAUGUAUUGUGUGCGCCAUUCAGUUUCGUAAGGCACGAUUAUUAAUGUAUUUUUGUGAGUGAGAAUACAAAGCCAUUUUUAAAACGAAUACCACAGCAACAGCAACAUAUAAUUACUUUGUUAGCAGUUGUUCAUUCAGCUGGACUGUUUCACCGAGUUCAUUGCUUUCAACAACAGAAACCAAAAUUCAUAAUAUUCCGCAAGGAAAAUCGCAUCGGAAAUUGUGUAGAAAAAUUGCAGGUCAAGGAAACCAAAAAUGAACUGCAUGUGAAUCGUUGUGUACGCAUCGAGUCGACGAAUAUCAGCUGUAAAUUGGGUGCAUGAAAUUGGAAAACAUUUCAUUAAGUGAAAGAGAAAAGUUGUAUUUCGAAGAGCGUGCGCUACACUCCGCGCGCGGCCAUAAAAUCAUGUGUGGGAUUUUUUUCUUCUUUCGUUGUUUGUUCACUUGAAAUGUGUCGUAUUUGAAUUCAGAAUAUAUGCUACGAUUCUUGUUCAGCCAAAGCGAAUGGAUUGAGCAAAGAGAUAGAGUGAAAAGACAACGCGUGAAUACAUUCAAAUGAUUUGUCGACUUGUUUGUUCACUCGCUCGUUCGUUCACGCGCUCUCAUUAUCUCUCACUCUCUGCACGAUUACGAUUUGGCAAAGCGUGAGGGCCCGAGAGUUAUAAUAAAUUGUGCCAACACACAUUUGCAAUCGCGCGCUUUGGAUUCUAAUUCGAGUUCCAAUAAAACACAUUGACGCCAGCAGUGGAACCGCUGAGAGCGCUGCAUCCGUGCACGCACUCAACAACCCAAUGAAAUGUUCAGAGCCGAAAGAGAUCCGAGAAGAAAAAACAGAAAUAUGAAUCCAUCAUCUGGUUGUUUGUUUUAUAACAAUUUGCGUACGCGCUUCUGUGUGUUGUUGCGUGCAAGCUCUCAACAAAAUACCUGUAUGUUGUGCUUAAACAUUAUUUUCGAAACGAAGAAAAUAAAUAAAUGCGAUGAUAAAACCGAAACAGAAUCGGCCGAACGAAUGUCGAGCGAAAAGAAAGACCGUAAAACAACUGCAACUCAAUAGCAUUGCAUACAACGGUUGCAUAUAUGCGUUGCACACAUUUUUCACUUUUCUCUCGCUCUCUCUCUCUCUCUCUCUCUCUCUCUCUCUCUCUCUUUUCCACUCCCGCUCAUUCUUCAUCAUAUUUUAUUGCUCCGCGAAAUAUCAACUCGUAUUCUCAAAGAUCUAAGACAAAGCGCACAUGUAUAUUUUGUUUAGCCGUUCGAACGAUUGACUGGCUUCAAAUUUGUAUAUGAUGAUUUAUUUUUUCUUUACUUUUCGUUCAUUCGUUGAUAUUCGCGCGUGUACGCCAAACGAUGAGGUUACAAUGCCAAUAAAUACAACGACAAAACCGUGAAUUCAUACGCUUUGGUUGUAAUAUGUCGCGGUGUGCGCGCUAGAGAGAGAGAGAGACACUGUGUGUACACUAUCGACAAAACGAAUCGGAAUGAUACGACACACAACGACAAUCGACCGACCGACCGAUGUCAGUGAAUAAAGUCGCUUUGUAGUCGCUCUUUACCGUGCCAACGCAGUGUAUCAACAGCCGAACAUCGGAUCGGUACAAUUUUUAAAAAUAACAAGAGAAAAUAAAUAUCUAUAUCGUACACACAUCGCGCGUAUACCCCGUGUGCAUUUGUCGCACAAUAAACGAGACCCAUUCGCAAGCGAUCCGACGAGAAACAAUGUUAUUAUUCAAUAUUAGUUUUUCGCACUUUUUAGCACUACAUGAAAUGUAGAGCUACUUAUCUGCUUAUUUUUUUUUCUUAAUACUUUUUGAGUGAUGAAACUAACUAUGGUGAAUUUGAACUUUAUGCUCAUAUUUUUUAUUUAAUUUAAAACAGGCAGUAUAUUUUAAAAAAGAAUAAAACCAAGAUCUUGUAAUUCAUUUUGCAAAUAAAUAUAUUACUUCAAAGUUACUUCGAUGAAAUACAUUUCAUGUAGUGCGCCAAAAAAUAGUUUGUUGUGAAACAACAAAAUAGAUUAAGUAACUAAAAACUCAAGAACGCAGAGCGGAGCAAAGCGAAGCUCUGCGGUCUUGUUUUUUCCUCUUGCGCGCUCUCCAUCACACUUGUGUCAAUCAAUAAAAAUUAAUUAGUUGGUGUUCGACGAGAGUGAACGCAGAUAUAGAGGAAAUCAUAUACCCAGAUCGUUACGGACAUUUUACCACAACACCGAAAUGCUAAUGAAUUGAAACAGAUUUGCAUUGGAGUGAAUAUAGGUGCCGUUGAAUAGUGAAAUUAUGUCAUAAAAAUAUCGAUUCAAUUUCAAUUGAAAAACUGAAAACGAAAAAGAUUUAUGAACGAAAUCUAAUCGAAUGAAGCAAACAUCAAACAUCUCGUCGACACUAAGCGAAAACAUAAACAAACACAUACAACGGAUUCCAACGACGGAUAGAUGAACAUAUGCAGAAGGUGCCAAGGUGAAGCACAUAACGACAGUAACAAAGUGGGAAGGCGGAAAAUAACAAAACAAGCAAAGUAACUAAGUGCAGUACACCGAAAUUUUUAGCAAUAAUCGCAGCUUCAAGUUUUUGUUUUACACACUGAAGAACAGCAGAUAAGGAGGAGAGAAAAAAAUGGUUCGAGGGCGACGACCACGAAUUGGUGCUGCUGCUGCUGCUGCUGCGGCGGCGAAAGGUCAACUUAAGGUAACCACUGCUAUUGGGAAGAAAGAGUGCAAACAAUUGCGAAAGAUGGCAACGAAUGGUACGAGUGACUUGGCCAUUGUGGAACGAACACGAAAUCUACGGAAAUCACUGCACAAAAUACAAAAACAAUUCGAUAAUCAAGCAAUUACAAAAUUCUUUCAACGCACACUCAAAGCACACUCGUACCCACGAUUUGGUAGCGAUGAUGAGAAUGCAUGCGAUGCAUUCACCGCAGAUCAAUUGAACAAUUUGAGUGAUAGCGGCGGCGACGGUGGCGACGACGUUGGUAACAAUAAUGAAUUGACAAAAAGUGAUGACGACGAACAGGAAUUUGCAACUCUAAAUGCCAACGCAAACGAUGCGAAUAUCUUGAACGGGGAUGAUAUGAAAAAUGACGAAGCUUUGAAUUUGUGCUUGAUCAACGGUGAUCGCAACAGCACCGACGAAAAUAGCAAUGGCAACAUUACCAGUAUCAGUAUUCAACCGACAAAUAUCUUUUUACAAAAGCCCGUGCUCCAUUUGAACAUUGACAAAUCACAAAUUCAAGCAUCAUCGAUUGUCAUCAACAAGCAUUUAGAUGCAUGCCCAAAUUUUGCAACAUCAUUUACCGUAUUCAAUAACUCCUCUGUGCUAAACACUGCCAAUAAUAAUAAUAUUCAAAGUAAAUCGUCGGAGGAUGAAUCCAGUGCGGAACAGAAUGAUAUGCAUGCACCAAACGACGCGAUGGCAAACAAUGAUCAAAAGACAAAAUGUGAAAAACCAAGACUUCGAAAGCGACGACCACGCAAAUGUGCAAGUCGAUGGGCCAACGAAAAUGGGCCAAUUGAUGUAAUUCACGAUUCAGAUAGCAAUUCUUGUGAUAGUGGCGUGGUUAGCGACCGAUCAUUCGAACUCAGCUCCACGGAUGGCAAUAAACCGACGACACCGCAUCGCAUUGUGUGCCCGUCUAUAUCGACGCCAACACAUGAAGACAGCCCAAAAGUUUUACCACAACCAAAUUUGGCCCGGACCAAUGCAAUCAAACGGCCAACAGUCAAACGAGCCAGAGGAAAACUAGAACAGAAAGGCCAAACGGUCAAUAACGCCAAAUCCUACUUCACAAAACUCACCGCUGUGGCCGAUGCUCAAGCAAAAACUACCAACGCUACCGCACCCGAUGAUAAUACAAAGGCUGACAAAUCGAAAAAUGACGUUGAUUGCGAAAUGUCUGCAUUAAAUAUUGAGUCGAAUGUUGACCAAAUUGUAUCGCAAAUUGUGAAAUGUGCAACACCAAAACCGAUAUCACGAUCGUCAACCCCAUUGCAAAAACCAAUGCAAUCGAAACAAAUGACUGAUUUCUUUCCGGUGCGACGUAGCAUUCGCAAAACGAAAAAGGUCGUUGAAUUAGAGCACUUGAGAUAUAUUGAAAAGGCCAUCGAACAGCAAUGUGAAGACGGUCUAGUUGUGAAGUACUUCAAGGAAAAGGGUCGUGGAAUUUGCGCUGGACGCCCGUUUGCACGUGGCGAAUUCGUCAUUGAGUAUAUUGGCGAUCUGAUUGACCAAAUUGAAGCCGAUCGGCGUGAGGAGAUUUAUGCUAAAGACGUGGCCUUUGGGUGCUAUAUGUAUUAUUUUAAACACAAAGAACAACAGUGGUGUAUUGAUGCAACAGCCGAAACGGGCAAAUUGGGUCGUCUUGUAAACCACUCGCGCAAUGGUAAUCUUGUGACAAAGAUUGUAACGUAUAAAAAUCGGCCGCAUUUGGUAUUGAUUGCCAAGGAAAAUAUCAAAGAGGGUGAGGAGCUGACAUAUGACUACGGUGACCGUACACGUGAAUCGCUCGUUAAUCACCCUUGGCUCGCUCUGUAAAGCGAGGAACAAAAAACCAACGCAUUAGAAUAUAUGUAAAUGCCGCUCGAACGUGGUGAUGUCAACGACACAUACACACACACACACAUACGUACAACAAACAUUCUCAAUGCAACAAAAAGAAGAAGUUGAAGCGGAAAAAGAAAUAUCUUAUUGAAGAAAAAAAACAACUCGAAAGUGUUCCUAUAAACUAUUUAUGAGUCACGAGAUCAUUCGACGAAAGGCUUACAAAUUUUAUUCAUGAAUCAUGUUAACUUUAGACAUUUUGUAGUAAUUUAGUCAAUUGUAUAUUUAGGCAUUUCAUUUUUUUUUAAAUCCAGAUUAGAGAGCAAAAGAACUAUUGGAAAUUUUGGAAAAGAUUUUUUUUUUUACUUUCCGUUAUUGUUUCAAAUGCCAAAACAACAAAAAUCUUAUUAUUUUUUUGGAGAAAUUUCAAUGGGUUGAUUGAGAUCAAAAGGGUGAAAAACGAUUUGGCAAAACAAAAUCAAAAUUCUAUUUUACAA